AUGGAUCCAUAGAACAUUCCUGCUGCUGGAUCGCGACCUUAAAAAUAGACUAUAGAUUAAGCACCUUCUGUUAGAUAAAAUUAACAAUAACGAUCUGAUAUCUUUGGUGUUAAUUCAGGUCCUGUAGUCUAAACACCAAGCAGACAAUAGAAUCGUGCUAAAACAGAUAUUUUUGGGGUUGAAUAGAGUGCAACUUAAUCACUUGCUUAAUCGAGGGUUGAAACAAGAUAGACAAAAACUUAUCAAUCAAAUAUAUUUUAAGUUGAUCCCUCUGCCAAUAAUACACACACAGCUAAAGAGACAAUUAAGACCUAAAAUAAAGGAAAGAAUACUGAAGCAAGACAUCAAGAUCAUGGAAAAGAUUUUUUGUUUGGAAAAAGCGAUUUUGAUGAGUAUAAAUCAAUUAAGCGAACAUAAACAUUGAAGGAAUUCAAACCAAAAGAGGAAUAUGAUCCAGCCAACAGAAGAGUCAAGGAAUUGUAUGGAAAUGAAAUCGGAAAGGAACAUUUACCAACACAAAAGGUUUCAUUAGAAGAAAAAAAAGAAACGGUUAAAAAGUAAUAGAAGUAGGAUGUUGAUCCAUCUUAAAGAAAAUAAUUAGAGAACUCAUCAAAUGUUUUUGGAUAAAACGAAAAGAAAGUUUAUUAAUAACAAGGUAAGUAAGAAAAAUUAACAUCCCAGAAUCAAAAAUGGUCUACUUCUACUAAGGCAGUCGAUAAUAGUGGUAAGAAUUAUGAUCCAGACACAUUUGCAAAGAACAAAAAAGAACAAGAGUUAUAAUCUAGUGUAUUUGGGGGAGAAUAAAAACAAACCCAAAGCACAGCUGCAAAAUAAAAGUUAAUCCCUACAAAUUAAACAUGGCAAUAAACUGAUACUGUUAAGAAUAUGAAAGAUUUCGAUCCUUCUUAAUCAUAAAUAAACGAGAUUGAUCCCUCAUAAAAGAAGAUCGAUACCUUAAAAUCAACUUUAGAUACUCAUGAUUAUAAGGCUUAACCUGUUAAGCAUAAUGAAAAGCUUAGUGUGAAAUAGUAGAAAUACAAAAAGGAUGUUUUUACAAGGGGAGGAGAUAAGGAUCAGGCUCCUUCUCAAUAAAAAUAAAAACAACCAGCCUAAUAAUAAUAAAAAGAAGUACAUGAAUAAUCAGACAUGAUUUGAAUUAUUGUAUGAAUUAUUGUGAUUAUCCUCCAUUUUUUAA
Paramecium tetraurelia is the source of this 1195-nucleotide messenger RNA. RefSeq lists its product as uncharacterized. The record is from RefSeq and is a predicted model, not a curated record. The transcript has 4 exons. Lineage: Eukaryota; Ciliophora; Oligohymenophorea; Peniculida; Parameciidae.